AUGUCCCAGCAACGGGAAGCGUACUCUCCUCCCCAUACACCUCCCUCCCAAACCGCGAGAUACAAUCCCUCCAAGCGUGCAUACCCAGCUCGACCAUCCAUCCGUGAUGCUUUCCCGGAAGCCAUGGAUAAUCCCACGAGAACCAGUGAGUCGGGAGAUGAUCGAGACCCGCAUGAUCUGUCUCUAUCCCCGCAACAUGCUACACGGACGUCAAUCGUCGACAACAUGCUUCUUUCGCUUGAUCAAUUCGCCCCUAGUUCGUCUGUUCUAGACGACUACCGGCUUUUCAACUCCGCCUUUGAAACCGACCAUCACAGUCAUUACUCGCAAGAAUCUGAUUCGCACGGCCGGUACCGCGGACACACAUUCUCCUCGUCAAUGUCCUCAGAACCAGACUACGGAUACGAAGAUGGGAAUGGUCGCUACGCAACAAUCACGGCGACCAAGGGCCGGCGCAGCAACAGCAGUUCUAAUCACCAGACGACACCGAGGCAGAUGGGAAGCUCGCGCGGUGGUACCGGAACCAUGCCACGAACAAACACUGCCCGAAAAGGCAGCAAAGGAAGCUCAUCCUCCACCGCGGAUUACUCAUACACAAUCCCCAGAGCACGAGCGGAUCAAGGCUUGGGCCGACGCUCAGCCAGCUUCGACUGUGGACCAAAACGAGCGUUCGCACCUUAUGCUGAUUCCAGUGUCGACCAGGACUCGACACUGUACGACGAUCACGAUGCUGCACCCACCCCGAGUGUCCCGGCAGGACCGCGAAAAGUUCACGAUUAUAGUAGGACACCAACAAUUGCUGCCGCGCGGACACCGGUAGCAUCGCGACGGAACAGUAUGAAAUCUGCUCAUGCCCCUCAGGUUCGAAAGGUUCGGCCUGAAAACAUCGGCACGGGGACUCUUAGAGCUCGGGACAACGACUUCCAAAAUAUGGAUGAUACGGAUCUUGACCCCCCUCCGGCCAUCACGGCUUCGUUGGACCCUCCUGCUCCUAGCCCGACCAUCUCCUAUAACAAGCCGGCUUUUCCUCCCCCAGAACCAACGGCAACUACCACGAUCUCGACCAACAACUCCACCACCGUCUCCACCAAUCAUCCUGCUCCAAGUACAAAAGAACGCCCAGGUUUCUUCCGACGUGUCUUCGGAUCUAAGAAUCCAGCCCCUGGACCGGCAGAUGCAGCAAGUAUAAACGCCAACGAUCUGUCACACCUACAAGAAACCGAGAGCAGAGAAACGAAUGGGACAACUGCCAGCCCAAAGGCAGGACCUCAGCAGGCAGCCAAGAGCUCUGCAGGUGUUUCUCCGUCCUCGAUUCGCACAGGACCCCAUCAGGUCGUGAACAAGAAAUCUUCGUUCUUCCGUAGAAGGAAGAGAUCAGUGCCUGAUCACGCUCCUCCACCAAUUGUAAUUCCUCAACAUCUUGCACCACAGACUAUGGAUACUAUAGCGGCUCCGAGUCCUGUGAGCAGCCUGCGGCAGGUCAUGAAUCCUUACCUCGAUGAGGAAUUGGACCGGAAAGAAAAUGCGGACUGGGAGGCCAAGAUUCGACAACCGGCAUUUUUGCAGGCGCAGAAGAAAAGAGAAAGUGUUUCAGCUCCUGGAGCUCCCAAAAUGAAGACUUCUCUUCAGCCCUCUGCUGCCUCUCGUGCUCAGGACCUCUCGCCCCUUGCACAGAAGGAUCGAUCUCCGAAUGGCGAAAUCUCCACAGACUUUGCUUUGCAGGAGAAGUCUCAGAAUGUUGCUGCCUCUGCUACUCUGUCCCCCGUUGUGGAGGAUUUCUCGCGCAACAUCAAAUCACAGGUCGAUGUUCCUCAAAUCAAUGUAGCCAGAUUGGGGCUUCCAUCUGAGGACAGAGUUUGCGAAUCUCCUGUUGAUUCUAUAUCGACAGCAUCAAACUAUCAGACCGCUGCGAACACCCCACUCAUUGAGCAGGAAGAGUCUCAACCAGCUGAUGACACCGAGGGUCAGACAGAUGGACCUGGCGAAGCUAUUGAAGAUGGACCCACAGCUGCAGACCGAGAACAAGCUCAAAGGCUCUUUGACAGCCAGGAUCAGGUGGUGGGUAACGAGCCUGCUGCCGCUUGGCUGGGUGACCCUGAUCGGGCAAUGGUUCGCGAAGCAUAUAUGCGACUGUAUAACUGGUCUAAUCUCAACAUUGUUGCCUCUCUUCGGGCUCUUUGUGAUCGCUUGGUGCUCAAGGGAGAAACCCAACAAGUGGAUCGAGUGCUGGAUGCAUUUUCGACCAGAUGGUGUGAUUGCAACCCGAGCCAUGGCUUCAAAGCUACUGAUGUUGUCCAUACCAUUUGCUAUUCUAUUCUUCUACUUAAUACUGAUCUGCACUUGGCUGACAUCGAUUCAAAGAUGACCAAAUCCCAAUUCGUUCGAAAUACCAUGCCCACUAUCCACCGAGUGGCAAUGGAUGCCGCACCGGAAGGAUUUGAGACUUUGCGUCCAAUCAACCGCUCCAAGACCCAACCCCAUGAAGCGCACUCUGCCCCUACAUCGGCACGCUCCGCAACUUUCCCCUCAGAGGUCGCCCACAGCUCGUUUGACAAAGAUGGCGAUGCCAAUGUUGAUGCUGGGCCUUUGGUUAACACGCCAUUCACCGGAACAGUGAGAGCCUGGGAGCAACAGGUUGAAGCGGUACUCAAGGAAUUCUACACAUCCAUCCAAAAGCAAAGACUGCCUCUGUUCGGUGCCCAACCAGAACGUGAAGUAUCUCGCAUGUCGUCCAACAACUUUUUGGGCCCCUCUAGCGGUACACUUCGCAGGAGUCCAAGCACAAUUAGCAAGAGUGGUUCCGAUAUCUUCCCUCGCGGUCGUUCAGCCAAUUCAAGCCAUGGAGCUGCGCGAUGGUCAUCCAAACCCCGCUCCCGAGCUGGAAGGCUUUAUCCUCCUUCGAUGAUGGGCUCCAGCCGUACCAGCCUAGACGACCAAUCAUCCGUCUGGAGUCCGACUGGGUCCAGUACAUGGAGUAAAUAUUCCUUGGGCAAGUUCACUUCAGCGUCUGUGGACUCUUUUGGCUCGGACUUCCCUCGCGGCGAAUACCAACAAUCUAUUGGUUUUGCCAAUGCUCUGAGUCAGGCCAUCAUUCGGGAGGACUCUGCUCCCUCAGUAUACAGCUAUGAGGAGCCUGAGCGAACGACCCCGCUGCUUGAAGACGACACGUUGGCUCUAGCCGGAGCCCCGUGGGCCAAGGAGGGAAGCCUAAAGCACAAGCAUCACCUAGAUGCGGUGGACAAACGGGCGAAGGACCGAAACUGGAAUGACUGUUUUGCGGUUAUACAGCAAGGCUGGAUGCGUCUUUUCUCGUUCAAUAACUCUACUAAGUCGAUGCGACAAAAGGCUAAACAGCCUGGAGGGGUUAUAGUUGGUGGUGGCAACUGGACGGAAAAUGCAGAAGAGCUUUGGAAGUUCAUGCUGCGCCAAACCAUCGCCAGUGCCUUACCAUCGCCUGGAUACUCCAAGUCUCGUCCUCAUGUCUGGGCCCUGAGCUUGCCCACUGGGGCGGUUCAUCUCUUCCAAGCUGGAACGCCUGAGAUUGUCCGAGAAUUCGUCUCCACAGCCAACUACUGGAGCGCGCGAUUGUCCAAGCAACCACUGGUAGGAGGAAUCAGCAACAUCGAAUAUGGAUGGAGUGACAGUGUCAUUAACAGCGCGCUGAUCGGCGGUGAAAGUCGAUCCCCGCCGCCUUCGUCGGGCGCACGACCGAGUAUUCAAAGCUCCAUCAGAAGCUCCAUGGAUCAUCAGGGUGUGCGACCCCGACUUCCCGCGGAUCGGGUCAACAUCAGUGACUGGAGCCCACCGCAGCAAAGCAUGGUCGCCUCCAAUCUGACCGAGGAGGAACAGUGGAAGGCCCUACAGGCCUACGUGCAGAACGUGGAAGCUGAUCUCUCUCGCCACAAUGAGCUGCGUUCCGCGAUGAACCUUGCAUUCUCUCCACGCCACCCCAACGCCGCUAAAGCCAUGGCAAACUGGGAACGGAAAUCUUCGUAUCUGUUGCGUGAGAUUGUUAAGUUCCGCACGUAUAUCGACUCCCUCCGCAACGCCAUCGGCUCUAAAGAGAGAAUUUUCGCUUCAACCAACCACUCCCAGGAGGGCGAAGAAGCAACCAUGGAGCCUACGGAGGCUGCAGCAUAA
This is a messenger RNA of Penicillium samsonianum, 4140 nucleotides long. RefSeq names its product Sec7 domain protein. The record is from RefSeq and is a predicted model, not a curated record. The transcript has a single exon. Gene Ontology annotation, biological process: regulation of ARF protein signal transduction. Gene Ontology annotation, molecular function: guanyl-nucleotide exchange factor activity. The coding region runs from base 1 to 4140 and encodes 1379 amino acids. NCBI's taxonomy places the organism in Eukaryota, Fungi, Ascomycota, Eurotiomycetes, Eurotiales, Aspergillaceae.